CGAGCAAUCAGUUCCAGUCCAUUAUUAGAGAAGAUAACAAGUGAUAGAUUCCAGUUUGUGCUUAAACGCAGAAUUUUCUGUUUAUUGAAAUGUUCAAGGAAAUAACUUUACUGUUAGCGAUUCUAUCAACCGUUGCCAUAUGCUUGCCAGCGCAUCAAUCAAAUCUCGGAUUAGAAUCUCAGUCCCAAGGUGACUCACCUGCGCACGCAGUUCACAAUGACCAAGAUGAUCUAGUUGUCGCCGAAUCGGCUCACCAAGGCGGUGGGGGUGGAUUUGGUGGUGGAGGUGGAAGAGGAUUUGGUGGUGGAGGAUACGGCGGUGGAAGAGGGUUUGGAGGAGGGGGCUAUGGUGGUGGUCGUGGUGGUUACGGCGGCUAUCGCGGUUACGGUAGAUAUGGUGGAGGUGGAUAUGCAGGAUUUAUAGGAAACAGGCGAUAUAGAGACUAUGGAAGGUACAGAGGUUACGGGUAUCCUUAUGUAGGAACGGGAAUAGUAGCAGUUGGAAUAUUGGGUCGUUGAAGAUUUUCUUCAAUAACGCGAAAUCAAUACUAUAAAUAUUAAUGUAAAUAAAAAUAACAAUGAUGUUAAAUAAUGCUUUCAACACACAGUUGUUUCAC
Topomyia yanbarensis is the source of this 616-nucleotide messenger RNA. RefSeq lists its product as uncharacterized. NCBI's taxonomy places the organism in Eukaryota, Metazoa, Arthropoda, Insecta, Diptera, Culicidae. The record is from RefSeq and is a predicted model, not a curated record. The coding region runs from base 90 to 518 and encodes 142 amino acids. The transcript is spliced from 2 exons.